Mobula hypostoma (lesser devil ray) is the source of this 1722-nucleotide messenger RNA. RefSeq names its product abraxas 2, BRISC complex subunit (gene abraxas2). The transcript is spliced from 9 exons. The coding region runs from base 66 to 1283 and encodes 405 amino acids. NCBI's taxonomy places the organism in Eukaryota, Metazoa, Chordata, Chondrichthyes, Myliobatiformes, Myliobatidae. The record is from RefSeq and is a predicted model, not a curated record. Gene Ontology annotation, biological process: protein K63-linked deubiquitination; mitotic spindle assembly; attachment of spindle microtubules to kinetochore. Gene Ontology annotation, molecular function: polyubiquitin modification-dependent protein binding; microtubule binding. Gene Ontology annotation, cellular component: nucleus.
CGCUGAUAACGGUAUCGGUGUGAAACGGAAGUGCCCGUAACGCGGGGGUGGGAAGGCUGGAAAAAAUGGCCGCCUCCGUCUCGGGCUAUACUUUCAGUUCUUUAGUGUACCACCAUGCCAACAGCUCCUCGGACCACGAAGGAUUUCUUUUGGGUGAUGUAAAACAACUUGAGACUUUCAGUAUUAGUGACUCACAUAUCAGUAACACAGAACUGCUGCAAGUUAUAGAAAUUCAUAAUCAUGAGCCUGGUUAUCAACUCUUUAGUUUUUAUGACUAUGCAGGAAGAGUUAAUGAAGAGAGUCUGGAUAGAAUUCUCAAAGGAAGGAGAAAAAAUGUUAUUGGCUGGUACAGAUUUAGAAGAAAUACACUGCAGCAGAUGUCCUACAGAGAACAUAUUAUCCAUAAGCAGCUGACAAACAUCCUUGGAGUGCCUGAUCUAGUCUUCCUUCUAUUUAGUUUCAUCUCCACAGCAAACAACUCAACGCAUGCUUUGGAAUAUGUGCUGUUUAGACCCAGUCGCCGGUAUGAUCAGAGAGUUUCACUCACAAUCCCUAAUUUGGGGAACACUAGUCAGCAAGAAUACAAGAGUUCCUCAGUGCCAAAUACAUCAUGGAAUUAUGAGAAGGUCGUUACAGAACAUGGAGCUGAGUUCUUUGACAAAGAUGGUGUGAUUAAAGAUAUCAGGGCUAUUUAUCAGGUGUACAAUGCACUGCAAGAAAAGCUGCAAACUGUAUGUGGAGAAGUGGAAAAAAGUGAGCAAACAGUUGAAAGUUACCUUCUAGAAGUGGACAAAUUGAAGAAACAAAUAGCACGGAGGAAAAGGGAGAUUAAAGAGGAAAAGAAACUUCAAGAAGCUGCACCGAAUAGAGGAUUAGCUGAAGAAGAUUCGGUGUGUGUGCCUAAUCUGAGGACCAGUCCUGAACAAGUAAUGGAAGUACAUAUGCAACAACGUUUGGACUCUACUCCUACUCUGUUGCUUAAUUCUGAUGUCACUGCUAGGGGCAAUUUGCAGGGGAUGAGUAGUGCUUUUGUGCCUCGGGUACAAGGUGUGGGAUCUGCUAGCAAAGCUUCAGCAAGCACAAGUGCUCCAAACUACUAUGGAAACCGAAUGGGGAGUCCCCACUCACAAAAAGCACAUGAAGAUAUUGUUAAUAAAGAAGAGGACAAUUAUGAAAGCUUGCACGAACCUUCAGAAACAUCUGACAGUGACUACACUGCACUGGAUGGAAUGUGUCCGAAUUCACAUCCAAAUGAAGACACAAAUCAAACAUCACAAAUAUAACAGACUCUGGUGGCACUAAUUUGUGAUGCACAUUAAUUUUGAAGGAUGCGAGGAAGGAUAGUUUUCAGCCGAGCAAUUGAAUCAAUGUGUAACAGGAAGGCUUCUGUGUGCAGAAAACUUUAAUAGCCUACUUGAAUGUUUAUUGCCUUGUGCAUAGUCUGAUUUCAGAUAAAUGGGAUGUAGGAUUUUUCUGUACUCUUUUGAAAGGUUCACAUGUUGCAGCCAAAAAUUGCUUCCAAAGGCACAAUACCAACUAUAGACACAAUGAUAGCACCAGAGUUUUUUUUAAGUGGUAUCACAGACUUAAAUCAAUUGCUGCUGGGUCUGUAUCCAAUGAAGAGUUGUUUUAAUUUGACAAUACCAUACUACUUGCACUAUUUUGUUUUUUUGUCUUUUUUUGCAGGUUCACAAAAGGGAACAUUGUCAGCGGCCUUCAAAA